ACAACAACAUUAUUCCAGAGUUGCUCCUCAUCGUACACCCAAAGUGGGCACAGCGCGACAGUGAUGGUGUGUGCCACUGCGCUGCAGUGAGUAGUCAACUAAGGUUAACCUAACCUUAGGCUACAUACUGUAAGUUGCCAUGUAGUACGGAUCUAUAGACUAACCUAAGGUUAGAGGGAGCUCCCGACCUUAUCGAUAACAAAUAAUUUCCGCAGAGGGCCAGGUCCAGAUUUUGAAAGAGUCAUCCCUGUGGAUGCUCGAUGUAGAACAUCAGCCCUGCAAAAGAAUUGCUGCAGCAUUUGUAAUUGCUGUGCUUUGAUUUCGUGGUCGCAUAAACUCAUGCAACCGCGGCUGAACAUCAAAAACGUGAGCAGGGCUCCGAUCGCUAAAUCUGAACAACUCGAGAAACUACGCGCUCAUCCUCGACCUCGACCGGGCCCUCGCCCUCGCUCUCGCCCGGCAGCUCCUACCUCUCGUUACACCCCUCGAUCCGUUCUGUCCAACACCAAGCUUCCGUUCGAGGGUGCUGUCGUCCCCCCCAAAUUGUUCUACGCGGAGAAGGGCACGACUCUGCGCAUCCUGCCUGUCCCAUCCGGCUCGCGCAUUCUUUGGAGGACCCUCGGCACACCUCGCUUCUUCAUCUUCAGCCAAGAUUCUCGUGUACAGAAGAAACCUGAUCUCACUGCAGAAGAGACCGCGGGACGCGUGUUCGGCACCAGGAUGUUGAGUCACGUUCAGCUUGUAACGACGCCUACUGCCGAUACGCAAGGAACCUGUUUGAUGCUUCAUUUCGACAACCAACGCUAUGUAUUUGGUAACAUUUCCGAGGGCACGCAGCGUGCUAUAGUGCAGCGCAAACUUGCACUCAACAAGACCGAGGAUAUAUUCAUGAGCGGCUUAGUAAAUUGGCACAAUGCUGGCGGUCUGAUUGGCCUGAUACUGACUCUGUCCGAUGUCAUUUCUACCCAAAAAGACGCCGUCAGGGCAGUGAAUGCGGAGAGAAAGAAGAAGGGCACGAAACCGCUCGAUGAAGGGGCAAUAUCGAACCUACGCAUACAUGGUGGCAAAAACCUGGCCCAGCUACUUGCGACGUCGAGACGCUUCGUCUUUCGAAAGGGACUCCCGCUUCAGCCGCACGAAGUCAGACACGACCCGCGCGUGGCCAGCAACAGCCAAAAUGAGCCAGACUGGAAAGAUACCAAUAUCAACGUCUGGUACAUGCCGGUUGAAGCCAAUAGCAACAAACCAGUCAGCUCGAGGAAACGAAGCCACGAGGAGAUGACGCUGGAUGAGCCGAGUUCUAACUCAGCACCGCCAAAGACAUCCAAAGAGGACGAUCAGAAGAAAGUAACAGAGAUUGUCUCGCAAAUGUUCAACUCGAACUGGAAUCUAGAUGCCCUCACGGAGACAACCCUUUAUCAAGCCAAGUUGCCAGCGAAACUGUUCGUACGGAAUGAGAAGGGCCACAUCCAACAAUACAAAGGUCCGCUCCCGGGAGAAGGCGAGAACGUGCCAAACAUACCUGUGUUAGUGCGCCGACCGUGGCCCGCCGCUAUGCACCUGACCCUCCCUGGGACUGAGCCAUCAAAACAGUCCUUGUGCUAUAUUGUGAAGAGCCACGACAGAAGAGGCAAGUUCCAGGUCAAGGAGGCACAGAAGUAUGCUAUCGAAAAGUCCGACUACAGAAAGCUCACUGCCGGCGAGACUGUUACAGCCAAGGAUGGCGUAGUCGUAACGCCCGACAUGGUCCUUGGAGAAACUGUCCUAGGCGAAGGUUUUGCAGUUUUGGAUGUUCCCGACCUUUCAUAUGUCGAACCGUUGAUCAACAGGCCCGAGUUCUCGAAUGGAGAGAUAAUGAGGGGUAUCAAUGCUGCGUUCUGGAUUCUAGGUCCUGGUGUGGUCCACGACGUACGCCUGCAGGCCUUUAUGCAGAAAACCACCGCCAUGAGGCAUAUCAUUUGCUCAGGCGAUUGUUCUCCAAAUAUGUUGGCCCUGGAAUCCGCAGCUGUCCAGACCUUCAAAUUACAUCAGAUCGAUCCCCAGAGGUUUCCUAUGCCUUACCACAGCAACAUUGAAUCAUUGUCGAAGUCGGCUGUGGCAUCACUGCCAAGUCCGCUCGAAACUGGUAGGACUGGAAAGAUGAUCCAGUUCUCCCCGCAAUUCUUGCAUCAAGACGACAAGAUCGUCGCAUUUCCGGAUGUCGAAGCAUUGGCAGUGAAUGGUCAGGCCCCUAUUCCAGAGCUCAAGCCACUGUCACAGCAGGCGCGCGAAAAGUGCAAGGACGCCGACUUCUUAGCCAAGAUAGAAGAGGUUGAAUCUGAUAUACCAAACCGUGAUGCAGAAGUCAUCACACUUGGCACUGGCUCUGCCCUUCCGUCCAAAUACCGAAAUGUUUCUGCCACCCUAGUCAGAGUUCCUGGGUAUGGCAACUACCUGUUUGACGCGGGAGAAAAUACGAUGGGACAACUCAGACGCGUGUUCGGUGACGAACUGCCUUCGAUAAUGCGUGACCUCAAGGUCAUUUGGAUUAGCCAUCUGCACGCCGACCAUCAUCUUGGAACAGCUGGAGUCAUCAAAGCCUGGGCCGACGAGACCAGCAAGUCGAAUCCAGCGGCUACGUUGCAUGUUGCUUCACAUGUACACAUGAUUGAUUGGCUCCGAGAGUAUGCCGAGAUAGAGAAUUACGGCUAUGACCGCUUAACUUUCACAUCAUUCAGCGCGUAUCAAAAAACAAGCAAGAUAUGCAUAUCUCCGCCUCUCAGCCCGGCAUACAAAAAAGCCUACGGUCUGGAGAAGAUUGACGCGACUUACGUUGCGCAUUGCCACGGUGCACUCGCCACCGUGUUUACCUGGCCGUCUGGCUUAAAGAUUGCCUACUCGGGCGAUUGCCGGCCUAGUGACGAUUUCGUAAAGAUUGGUCAAGGCACAACCCUACUGAUCCAUGAAAGCACAUUCGACGACGAAUUGAAAGGUGAUGCUUUGGCAAAGAAGCACUCAACAAUGUCUGAAGCCAUUGAUGUUGGACGAAGAAUGGGCGCACGAAGAAUAAUGCUCACACACUUCUCACAACGAUAUCAGAAGGUCCCUGCUCUGGACGAUAGCCUCGAUAUCAAGGCAGUAGGAGUCGUCGAUGCUAAGGAAAAGGCCAAACUGGACGAAGUUAUCCUUGUUGCAUUCGACUACAUGCGCGUCAAGCUCGGAGAAUUUAGGCAUGCACAGGCUUUCCUGCCAGCAAUACAAAAGCUAUUCGAGGACGUCAGCGACCAAUAGUCAGCUUAGUCACAAUAAACAAGAAAAAAACCUUUCGAGUAUAACCUCUAUAUGCAUUGAGAUGAUGGUCUCAUAGUGAGACUUUGGCUUAUCAGAUGUCACAACGUCUGAUUGAUACCGUAGAAUGUCCGAUUAGUUGAAGAGUGUAAGCGAGGAGCCAAGAACCAAUCGCCGUUCCUGCAUGGGUGGCGAUGCGCACAGGGACUUGCAAUCCAUUACUAACCUUUAGUCAUCAGCGGUAAAAAAGUAACAGUAGGUCAAGUAUCUCUUCAGCCAGUGCUGUUCGGAUUUGCAUCUCGCUAUAGCCUGUAGCUUUAACAAUCUAC
This is a messenger RNA of Truncatella angustata, 3596 nucleotides long. RefSeq lists its product as uncharacterized. NCBI's taxonomy places the organism in Eukaryota, Fungi, Ascomycota, Sordariomycetes, Amphisphaeriales, Sporocadaceae. Gene Ontology annotation, biological process: mitochondrial tRNA 3'-end processing. The transcript has a single exon. The coding region runs from base 340 to 3270 and encodes 976 amino acids. Gene Ontology annotation, cellular component: mitochondrion. The record is from RefSeq and is a predicted model, not a curated record. Gene Ontology annotation, molecular function: 3'-tRNA processing endoribonuclease activity.